Molecule: messenger RNA, 2381 nt
Organism: Poecilia latipinna (sailfin molly)
Lineage: Eukaryota; Metazoa; Chordata; Actinopteri; Cyprinodontiformes; Poeciliidae
Product: ras-related protein Rab-37-like
Exons: 9
Coding region: 366-1100 (244 amino acids)
Molecular function (GO): GTP binding; GTPase activity
Source: RefSeq, a predicted model, not a curated record
AUCCACACAAUUUCCAACUCAGUGUGUUGCUCUCUCCAUCCUCCGCCCAGCUGUUACAUCGCGUCAAGCGUCGUGCGUGUUAACCAUCACGACGCGUCUUUUCUUUUCUUUCUUUUUUUUUUCUUUUUAAUGUUAAGUGAUGUAGAAAGUGAUUCACCCCCAAGGAGGAGCUUAUUUAGGAGCGCGGAGAACCCGGAGGAGGAGAAGGAGGAGGAGGAGGAGGAGGACAGCACUGAGACCGUGGUGCUGCGUGGGGGAGGUUCUGGUCGGUGCGUAGUUUCUCAGCUCUUUCUGUCUCCCUCUCCUCUCCGGGUUUUCCGCGGAUCUGUCGUUUCAGCGGCGCGGUGUGGGAGAGCACGUCCGGGAUGGAGCGGAUGGAGUCAAUGGAGCCGAUCUCGGCGUGCUACAAGACGGCAUACCCGGAGAUCAACCCCGACAGCGGCUACGGCUCCGGAGAGAACACGGAGAACCAGGCGAAGACCCCGCCAGCCCCGAGCUACGACGAAGACCUGGUGCAUAAGACAAUCUUGGUCGGGGACAGCGGCGUAGGGAAGACCUCUCUUCUGGUUCAGUUUGACCAGGGCAAAUUCAUCCCAGGCUCCUUUUCUGCCACAGUUGGAAUUGGAUUCACGAAUAAAGAGGUAACUGUUGACAACGUAAAAGUCAAACUACAGAUUUGGGACACAGCAGGACAGGAACGCUUCAGAAGUGUGACUCACGCAUAUUACAGAGACGCACAUGCUUUGCUGCUUCUGUAUGACAUCACCAACAAAUCGUCGUUCGACAACAUCAGGGCGUGGUUAACAGAAAUCCAUGAGUAUGCACAGACCGACGUAGUCAUCAUGUUGCUGGGCAACAAGGCCGACAUGAGCAGCGAACGGGCGAUCAGGAGAGACGAAGGAGAGAGGCUGGCCAGAGAGUAUUCGGUCCCUUUCAUGGAGACGAGCGCCAAGACGGGAGUCAACGUAGAGCUCGCCUUCACAGCCGUAGCCAAGGAGCUGAAGCACCGGGCCAUCCAGCACCCCAAUGAGCCCAAGUUCCAAAUUCACGAAUACAUCGAGUCACAGAAGGAGAAGUCCGGCUGCUGCAGCUACUUCUGAGUCUCCCCUCCAAACACAGGGUACGCAGAGAGCCGCUGAGUGGGAGGAACCUCCCUGCCACUCCCAAAAAUUUUCGCUGCCAUUCAUGGGAUAUAAAAAUUCACAAGUACGUCCUCGGAAGAGUCGAGGAGAACAUGGAGCCAGGUAUCAACGUGGACGAUCCACAGUUUAACUUCUGCCAAGAAGAGAUUCUCCAAACUCUCUUGUCAUCAGAAGCUCACGCUUCGCGAUGUACAAACCGCAUUUUUAAUCUAAGGGAACAUUGCCUUAUGAAUUUCUGUACUUAGCUAGCGGCUGACUUUCAGAGCGUGAGCACAACUUUAGCCAAAUUGUUGAAGGUAUGCCUUUAAACAGCUGCAAAACUCACAUCGUGUGCAAUGCUAUGCAAAAGUAUCCGUACCCCUUACAGCCAAAAUCAUCUGUAUAUUUAUUUUAUUCACGCUUUUGGCGGCAGACCAACACAAGAUGUACUUAAUUGCCAUAUGGAGAAAAAAUAAUGAAACCUUUACUAGUAAAAAUCCAAAAAGUCUUGAAAGUGUGCACUGGGCUUUGACUGGGCCACUCUAACACAUAAAUAUCAUGUGUUUAGAGUUAUUGUCCUGGUUGAUGGUGAAACAUUAGGGUGGUUUCUGAAGACAGUUGAUUACAUUGCAAUUUUUAGUCACAACAGAGUAAAGGGGUCCAAGUUCAAACGUGCGGCAUACUUUUCAGAUUUUAUUUUGAAUGCAUUGUUUUUCUUCCACUUCGGAAUUUCUUGCUUGUUUUAUUUGACUCACUGCAUAAAGUCAAACAUGAAACAUGAAAAUGAAACUUUAGGCACAGCAUUUUCUGCUGGGAGGAUGUACAGUAACGCCAGCCUGUGUGGAUAUCCUCCCAUGGAUACCGUAAUAACUGGGUCAUAGACUAAAGUCUAGCCUCUAGCUUACCAAAUAAGUCCCUUUUAUUGAGAAGCCAUGACACAAACGACACUCAGUUUGUACGUACUUGCAAAUUAUUGUGAUGCUAAUAUUACCAUGGAUUACCAUGGGUUAGACAUUUGUAAUAUAGCUGGUUUACAGACGUCUUACUUUAUGACGGUUGUCUGCGUGGACAAUGUUUUGGUGUAUUUUUGUUUCGUUGUUGUUUCAAAUGCAGCUAAUUGCAUCGCAAGGCACUGUCGGCGAGACUCCUUUUGCCAACUUUAUGUUAUUUUGCGUGUGUUGAAAAAUGCAAAUAUGCUAAAAAAAGACAAAAUAAAACAAACAAAAAAAACAGAGACAAACCAGCUUCUUACUACGAAUG